AUGUCUACCGAGCACCGAGCGAGUUUCCAGAUCACGGACAUUGAUGAUGAUGGUGUGCCACCGGAGCUAGAGGAAGCCGAGUCGCGCGAGAUAGCGAAGCAGGAGUCUGAUACGCCCGUGCGUCACUUGCGCAUUGACUGGCCCAGCGCUUCGAUCAAAGGCCGCUAUGCGAUCGGUGCUAGUGUCCCGGAUAUGCGGCCCCCUCUGUACGAUAUGCCGAGCCACAAGGAUAUGGCUGAGAAUGCUUCUUCAGCUGUGUUCCUGACCAAGUCCAGCCCUAUCAAUGCCACCGUGCAUGUGCUACAUGGCCAGGGCCAAUCGGCGACCCAAGCUCUCAAGACCAUGCCACCACCGGAGCCGGUGAACCAUUUGCAGCUCCUCAAGACGGUCCGCAACAAUACCGUCUUGAUCGAAGGACGCUCGUCGCGCAAUUCCGUAUGCCUGCACGUGCCUGCGUACGUGGGCCGUCGACCGCUGCACAUCAAGGCGCAUACACAAACUGGCAACGUCACGGUGAUUCUCCCACACUCCUUCAAUGGCGUAAUUCAGUGGCAUGUUGAGACGGGCACCUUCCACAUGUCGCCCAACGCGGCCUCGCAUUGCCAACGCUUGGACUCGCACCAGAGCAAGCGGCAUGGCACCGCCAAGUUUGUGGUCGACCCAGACCUGCCGGCCUGGAUGACUGCACAUGGUCGACGAGGCGAUAUCUGUGAACUCUAUGCCAACACAGGCCGCUUGUACGUGUGCAUGAGCGGCGAGAAAAAGCCAUCUGGCGCACAGGGUUGUGUUAUUUGCUAA
Molecule: messenger RNA, 798 nt
Organism: Malassezia pachydermatis
Lineage: Eukaryota; Fungi; Basidiomycota; Malasseziomycetes; Malasseziales; Malasseziaceae
Exons: 1
Coding region: 1-798 (265 amino acids)
Source: RefSeq, a predicted model, not a curated record